UGCAAUUCAGAUGAAUCCAUGUGCUAUCCACACACACAUACACACAAGAAUUCAAUUGUACAUUGUUUAAUUUUGAUAAGUGUUUAUGUGUGAUAAUAAUAAGAUUGCUCCUCUUUGUUUCCAUAAUAAGUCCUCAAACUUUUUUUUUUAGUCCAUCAUCAUCGAUAGAAUCAUUAAUUGUUUAUAUAUUCCAUUAAAGUCUUUGUGUGUGUGUGUGUGUGUGUGAUGUAUCAUCAUUUUCAUUGACAAAUAAACUAUAUCACUGUGACAUUAUUUGGCACGAAUUCUAUUCAAAAUUUAUAAAAUUUUGGCAUGUGAUUUAUUCUGUCCUCUCUCUCUCUCUCUCUCAUACACUGGAUACACGCUGAUCUAGUCUAUUGAACAUGAUAAAUUAUAUACUCAAAAAAUAAAAGACAAAUUUCGUAAAUAUUUGGCAUUGAACUAUCAACAAGAAUAUAUUGCAACUAUAACCCCGAAAAACUUAUAGACAGACAUCAAGUUGUCGACUUUUUUUUUAACAACAACACGUGCAAGUCCACAAGUGAAGCCUUCACAUUCGUUCGAAUAUCAACUAAACACUAGUUUGAUCAGAAAUACUCAGAAUAUUACGGAUGAUCAACCAUUUUCAAAGCAAUUCGAUGAUUAUGGCAUUGAAGAUUUUUUCAUCAUAAAUAACAUUCUAUAUGUUUCUCUUUACACUACAUUCCUUUGAUUGCUUUUUUUUUCAUUUUCGUUCUGUAACUUUUAUUCACCAUUACUUUUGAUCAUCAUCAAUUUGUUAAACAAUCUCAAUUCAUUAUUUUCUGAAACUAAUAUGGACGACAAAAAUGUAAAGAAAAAUACAACUGAAAAUUCAAAAAUGAUCGAAUCAAAUGUAGAUACUACCUCAAUUUCAGGCAAAAAUGGUGCCAUACAUAAUGGUCAAGAAAAUGGCUAUAAUCAUUCAAAUGUACUCAUUACAAAUGGUGUUGGUGGUGGUGGUGGUGAUACAAAUCAUUCGUCUUCCACAUCUUCAUCGCAAUCAUCCGGUACUCAAACACCAACUUUAGAUACUAAAUUAAUAUUCUUCGAAAUGAUGGCACAAAUAAUUCGAUACCAAUUACAAAUCUGUGAUCGACGACAACCUAAUAAAUCGACAGAAUCCGCCGAUCAAACAAUGGCUUCUUCACUCGAUGAAUUAUCAUUAACUAUCUUUCCAAGACUUGAUGAUUCAAAAAAGCGUCCUUAUAUGUUACAGCCUUCUAUGUUUCCAUUGAUGUAUCCUACUGUAUAUUUUGUUUCUGAAGAUGAUGUUCUUUCCGAUGUUCCACAAGAAGUGAAAUCAUUUUUACGUUGGAAAAUGACUAGUAUAACGGCCAAUACGAUGCGUUCGAUUGUAGUCAGAUCUGGAUACAAACUUAUGCCUGUUGAUCGUAAUCCUAAAAACAAAACAUUCAACAAUUGGAAUGCUAUCUGGUGUAAACAUUUACGUGUUAAUGAAUUUCAACUAAUCGGUUAUUAUCAACGUGUUAAUCAUUUUCCUGGUAGUUUUAAUUUUGGACGUAAAGAUCGAUUAUGGCUUAAUCUGAAAUCAAAAAUAGAAAAACAUGGUGUCGAUAUGUUUGGAAAUUUUCAUCCACCUACAUUCAUUAUGCCAAAUGAUUAUUCAUCAUUAGUUACAUAUUGGAAUAGUGAUGAAUCGAUACUUACUAAUCAUAAAUCAUCGGAAAAAUGUAAUGGUCAUAUACAACCGAAAAUGUUCAUCUGUAAACCACCGGCAUCGGCUCGUGGACAAGGAAUAGAUAUUGUUUCAAAUAUGGAAGAAUUACAUGUUCUAAUGUCUAAACAAAAUUCCAAUGGUAAUGGAAGUAAUUCACGUAAACCAAAAGUAUCGAUGGUGGUGCAAGAAUACAUUUCCAAUCCAUUCCUUUUGCAUAAUGAUGCCAAAUUUGAUCUUCGUGUCUAUGUGUUGAUAACAUCAAUAUUACCAUUACGUGUCUAUGUUUAUGAUGAAGGUCUUGUACGAUUCGCUGCUAAUCGUUAUUCGAAUAGUGUUGAUGAUAUCAAAAAUCAAUUUAUUCAUCUCACCAAUUAUAGUGUGAAUAAGAAUUGUGUAGAAUAUGUACCAAGCAGUAAUGUUGAUGGUCAAGAUGGCCAUAAAUGGACAUUGAAAACAUUAUGGAAACAUUUAUCAAUGACAAGAAACUUGGAUGUAGAUCAAAUAUGGCAACAAAUCAUUGAUCUUAUCGUAAAAACUGUGAUCAGUUCCGAAUCAAAUAUUCUGACAUUGCUUAAACAAAAUCUAAAAAAUCGGCGUUCUUGUUUUGAAUUGCUUGGCUUUGAUAUUAUUUUGGAUGAAAAUCUAAAAUUAUGGCUACUAGAAGUAAACAUUACACCUAGUUUACGUGCCGAUUCUGUGCUGGAUUUUUCCGUUAAAAAUCAAUUAGUACGUGAUAUUCUCAAUACAUUGGGCUAUCAAUUAUCACCACGUUUUCGACGACAUUAUAAUUUCGGUUCUUUUGUUUGUCCGGAAAAGAAUGAUCUUUUCGCGCAGAUGAGCAUUCCUGAUAAAGAUAAGCAUGAUGAAUUUGAAGAAUGUUUUAAAACUAAAGGAUUUGAUGAUGUAUAUUCGAAUGAUUUGAUUGACCAAUUGAACGAUGAUGAUGUGAUGCAUUUAAUGGAAUCAGAAGAUGAAUUGAGCCGUUGUGGAAAAUUUUGUCGUGUAUUUCCAGCAUCGAAUAGUCGUUAUUAUCUGAAUUACUUUGAUUCAUGCCAUUAUUACAAUUUGUUAUUGACAGCCUGGGAAGAACGGUAUCAUAAACGACGACAACUCGGUAUCGACCGUCUUAGCUCUUAUAUGUUGGCUAAAGAUUCGGUAAAAUUGAAUGUUGAAAAACUAAAGGAUCAAUUGAAUGAGAUAAAUCGUAACAUUUCGAUUCUACGUCAACAGCAAUCUUUGUCACAAACUUAACUAAUUAAAUAAAUCAUUUAAUUCAUCGAAUUAGGCCAUUUAUAAUUAACUAAAUAAAAAGUACCAAAAAUAAUAA
This is a messenger RNA of Dermatophagoides farinae (American house dust mite), 3026 nucleotides long. Its product is annotated as tubulin monoglutamylase TTLL4-like. Gene Ontology annotation, molecular function: tubulin-glutamic acid ligase activity; tubulin binding. Gene Ontology annotation, biological process: microtubule cytoskeleton organization; protein polyglutamylation. The record is from RefSeq and is a predicted model, not a curated record. NCBI's taxonomy places the organism in Eukaryota, Metazoa, Arthropoda, Arachnida, Sarcoptiformes, Pyroglyphidae. Gene Ontology annotation, cellular component: ciliary basal body.